AUGCAAGGGAACGAGGAGACAACAGCGAGCGCCCAAUAUAUUCCUGUUGUCAAUAUAGCGGCAAUGGUUAUUUGGAUCGUUAUUGGUGCUUCAGCAAUUAUCUGUAAUGUUUUCGUUAUUGUUAUUAUUCAGCGUAAUAAGCGAUUAAGAUGCUUAUCAAUGUAUAAACUUAUGACCAGUAUGUUCGCCGGUAAUUUGGUAUUGGCAAUUUUCUAUGUAUGCUUAAAAUAUGCUUUCCCAUUUCAUAAUUUACUUAAAGUCUAUUGUUCAGUAUCCAUAUUAUUAGCCAUGGGAAUGGCAUUUAAUACCGCUAUUCAUCAUAGUGCGAUUAGCAUCGAUCGCUAUAUUGCCGUUUCCAGACCGAUUAAAUAUCGCCGGUUAACUACUAGUCAUGGUAUUCGUUUAAUUAUUGCUAUAAUUUGGAUGCUAUCAUUAUUGAUUGGAUUUACGCCAGUAUUAACCUAUCGUCGAAUUGAUACCAAUAAAUGCUAUGGCCUGGAAGAUUAUUCUACUUUUGACGCUAAUCAUUUUAUGGCUAUUACAGGGAUCUUCUUUUUGGUACCGUUAGCCAUUAUUAGUUAUUGCUACGUCAGAAUUUAUACUCUGAUUAAUAGGAGAUGGAGAGUACGCUUUAAUAGUGCUAAUACUAAGUGUACAUCACGUUUCCGUAAAAAAAAUACCAAAAUGGCUAAGCAGAUGGCUGUUAUGACUCUCGUUUAUGCCGCUAUGGGCUUCCCCUACACCGUAACAAGCGUCUUACAUUAUACUAAAGUAUCGACUAAUAUUAAUUUCACUUCAGCCUAUUUCGUACCCAGAAUCAUCUUCUUCUUAUAUCCAACGGUAUCAACCUUGUUGUACUGCUAUUAUAUUAAAAGCUUAAGAGCUGCUAUUAUUAUUGUCUUUAAGAAAAAACCGUCGCCUCAGUCUAGGGCAACAAUAUCGCUUGAAGCAUCUUUAGCCUCUAGUAACAGGAUUUCUAGUAAGGUGAUACCAGCGAUUGGUAAAACCGUAACGAAUGUAGAAACGGUCGACGAUCAAGUUCGCUUCGCUGCAUUUUAA
This is a messenger RNA of Trichoplax adhaerens, 1059 nucleotides long. RefSeq lists its product as uncharacterized. NCBI's taxonomy places the organism in Eukaryota, Metazoa, Placozoa, Uniplacotomia, Trichoplacea, Trichoplacidae. The transcript has 2 exons. Gene Ontology annotation, molecular function: G protein-coupled receptor activity. Gene Ontology annotation, biological process: G protein-coupled receptor signaling pathway. The record is from RefSeq and is a predicted model, not a curated record. The coding region runs from base 1 to 1059 and encodes 352 amino acids. Gene Ontology annotation, cellular component: membrane.